Anopheles arabiensis is the source of this 1026-nucleotide messenger RNA. RefSeq lists its product as uncharacterized. The transcript is spliced from 5 exons. The record is from RefSeq and is a predicted model, not a curated record. The coding region runs from base 281 to 730 and encodes 149 amino acids. NCBI's taxonomy places the organism in Eukaryota, Metazoa, Arthropoda, Insecta, Diptera, Culicidae.
GUAUCGUUGUGUUAAAAUGUAUAAAGUUUCUUGCAGAUUCCCCGAGCACAACAUUUAUACCAAGCUCGCGGCCGGAAGAAGAUCGCACGUUCGACAGACCCGUUGUUAUAUGUUAUAGCCAGUGUGUCCAAAAGGGAGGGAUCUUACCGUGAACCUGACCAAUCGUAUACGCUGUUUGCCUUCAGUCUUCUUUUGCCCAUACGUGUGAGCGCUCUUCGCGACAAGUGAAUAAGAUUAGUUAACUUUACAAAUUUGAAAUAACAAUUAAAGGUGCUUAAAGAUGAAUGUGUACUGUUUAACGUUUGCGCUAUGUCUGCUGUUUGCUGUGGUUUCUUCAGAGGCAGAAACUGGUUUUUACGUGCCCAAAGCAUACUACACAAUUGACGAACAUGGCUAUAAAUCCCCGCUCAUCUACAUUGACAAUAUUCCGCAAAUUUUCCAACGCACUAGACGAUCUGCCCAACUUCCUCCAGUUCCCAACUUUGGUUUCCCAGUAAAUUUUCCGGCAUUCCAGUUUCCUAACCCCGCACAGGGUGGCAACUUCCAGUCAGUAUCCAUCACCAGCGGAGGACCAAGUGGCUUGAACAACCGCUUCGAUGAACACGGACAAUCUGCUCCAGCAACAACGAUUAACACAUUCUCCUCUCAAAAUGGCCACGUUACUCAGAUGACCCAUCAUAUCGACAAGGACGGCAAAGUGACAACUCAUACCAGCAACAAAAAGAACUAAAAACAGGUUAAUUAUCGCAAAUGUGUUCUACAGCCAACCUUCAGCAAAUAUACAGAAUUCAACAUUCUGUCGAUAAAAAAAAACAGUUCGUACCCAUGGAAGCAAUUCAAUUUCGCCACUCACCAUCUUUCUACUUGAAAACGGUACAAGUUUGGCUAGCGUAUAUAAUUGUGUUUGUGUGUGUCUUUUGUACUAGUGCCUAUUGCCGUAAUAUUCGGCUGGAGUAUGAUGUAUAGUAUUUAAAACUGAAAUAAAAAUAAUAAAAACGAAGUCAUUUAAUGAUUUAGCAAUGAUAA